Molecule: messenger RNA, 1428 nt
Organism: Pelmatolapia mariae (spotted tilapia)
Lineage: Eukaryota; Metazoa; Chordata; Actinopteri; Cichliformes; Cichlidae
Gene: tat
Product: tyrosine aminotransferase
Exons: 11
Coding region: 1-1428 (475 amino acids)
Biological process (GO): L-phenylalanine catabolic process; biosynthetic process; L-tyrosine catabolic process
Molecular function (GO): L-tyrosine:2-oxoglutarate transaminase activity; pyridoxal phosphate binding
Source: RefSeq, a predicted model, not a curated record
AUGGAGACCAAGUCUUACAUGGUUCAGAUGAAUGGGAAUGGAGUUUGUGGCAAAACUACGGUAAAUGGAAAAACCCUAAAUGAAAAUGGAGUGAACAGAAAUGGGGUGCACGGGAAUGGCGUCCACCAUGUCAACAUCAAAGGUGCCUUAUACCUGACCAAAUCUAAGAGCCGGAGGCAGAGGUGGGAGGUGAAGCCUUCGGAGAUGGCUAACAACACGCUCAACCCCAUCAGGGCCAUCGUGGACGGGAUGAAGCUCACCCCGAACCCGGACAAACCCAUGAUCGCACUUUCUAUCGGGGAUCCCACUGUGUUUGGAAACCUGCCCACAAAUGGUGCAGUGCUUCAGGCCAUGAAGGAUGCCAUAGACUCCCAAAAAUACAACGGCUAUGCUCCCUCUGUCGGUUACCUGCAGAGUCGGCAGGCGGUGGCAAACUUCUACAGCUGCCCUGAGGCUCCACUAGAGGCAGAGGAUGUGAUUCUGACCAGCGGCUGCAGUCAGGCCAUCGACCUGGCUAUCAGUGUGUUGUGCAACCCAGGAGACAAUAUCCUGGUACCGUGCCCAGGCUUCUCCUUAUAUAAAACUCUGGCUGUUUCCAUGGGCAUCGAGGUCAAACUCUACAACCUGCUUCCGGAGAAGUCGUGGGAGGUUGACCUGCAGCACAUGGAGAGCCUGAUUGAUGAGAGGACUUCCUGUCUAAUCAUCACCAACCCAUCCAACCCGUGUGGCUCUGUUUUCAACAAGAAGCACCUGCAGGAGAUCCUCAAAGUGGCCUCCAGACACUGUGUCCCCAUCCUGGCUGAUGAGAUCUACAGUGAUAUGGUUUUCCCAGGAUGCAGUUCUCCUUCAAUGGCAUCCCUCAGCAGUGAUGUCCCCAUCCUUUCCUGUGGUGGUUUGGCUAAACGCUGGCUGGUGCCUGGCUGGAGGAUGGGAUGGAUCCUCAUCCAUGACAGGAAUGAUAUAUUUGGAACUGAGAUUCGACAGGGUCUGGUAAAACUCAGCCAGCGUAUUCUGGGAGCCUGCAGCAUCGUUCAGGGGGCGCUGGAGCGAAUCCUCAACAACACUCCUCAAAGCUUCUACAACAACACCAUCAGCUUCCUCAAGUCUAACUCAGAGAUUUGCUUCAGCGAGCUGUCCUCCGUCCCCGGCCUGAACCCUGUCAUGCCUUCAGGAGCCAUGUACAUCAUGGUUGGGAUCGACAUGGAUCACUUCCCAGAUUUUAAGAACGAUGUGGACUUCACCGAACGGCUGGUGACUGAGCAGUCUGUCUUCUGUCUGCCUGCUUCUGCGUUUGAGUAUCCCAACUUCUUCCGCAUUGUGGUGACAGUCCCGGAGGAGAUGAUGCUGGAGGCUUGUGCUCGGAUCAGGGAGUUCUGCCAGAACCACUAUCGCCCCCCCAGCCGUGACAGCAAUGACCUGGACCAGUAA